Ilex paraguariensis (yerba mate) is the source of this 243-nucleotide messenger RNA. The record is from the annotation of a GenBank genome assembly. NCBI's taxonomy places the organism in Eukaryota, Viridiplantae, Streptophyta, Magnoliopsida, Aquifoliales, Aquifoliaceae.
AUGGUCGAGGAAGUUAUGAAAACAAAAUUUUAUCCUAAAGUGAGAAUUGCACUGAUACUUUAUGAAAUUUGUCCAUUUGGAAGGCAGCAUUUGAGUUUAUUGCGAGACAUAGAGAUUGUAAUGGUGAAUGGGAUGAUGCCAUGGGGAAACCAUCAAUUACUACCCCUUGGACCAUUAAGGGAACCAUUGACCGCACUCAACCGAGCACAUGUUGUUGUGAUCCAUCAUGCAGACUUGGUAUGA